AUGAAGAUCGCGUCAAUACCGCUGCUCGCCUCCGUGGCGGCGGCCGAGGUGCUGCAGCUGGGCAUCAACAAGAUCGCCCCGGGGCACCACACCUCGCGGCUGGCGCGGCGGGCGACGUACAUCGAGAACCUCGCCAACAACAUCACCGGCGGCGGCUACUAUGCCGACGUCUCUGUCGGCAGCCCGCCGCAGCCCCAGCGGAUGGUCUUGGACACGGGCAGUAGCGAUAUCUGGGUCGUCGCCUACAAUGCCGAUCUCUGCACGAGCCAGAGGAUGCAGGAGUAUUAUGGCGACACCUGCAGCGAUGUUUUCACACCGAGCAAGAGUUCGUCUUUCGAGCUGGUAGACCGGCGCGCCUUCAGCAUCAAGUACCUCGACGGCACCGCGUCGACGGGCGACUACAUCACCGACGACUUUUCCAUUGCCAACACGACCAUCAAGUCCCUGCAGAUGGGCUACGCCACCAAGGUCGUGCGCGGCACGGGCAUCCUGGGCAUCGGCUUCAGCAACCAUGUCGCGGCGGCUACUCCCUAUCCCAACAUCAUGGACGAGCUGGUGAAGCAGAACAUCAUCCCGACCAAGGCGUACAGCCUGUAUCUCAACGACCGCCGCUCCCCAGAGGGCUCCAUCCUCUUCGGCGGCAUCGAUACCGAGAAGUUCAUCGGCAACCUCGAAGUCGUGCCCAUCAUCAAGGACAUCAGCUCGGGCAAGAUCAGCAGUUUCACCGUCGACCUGGAGGGCAUCACCGUCGCGUACCCCAACGGCUCAAAGGCGGACAUCAAGAUGCCCGCCGCCGAGAUGCCGACCCUGCUCGACUCCGGCACCACGCUGUCCUACUUGCCGCAGGCCAUGGCCGAAGACCUCUUCGAGGACCUGGGCGCCGUCACGGACUUCAAGACCACCGGCCUGACCUUCAUCCCCUGCGACUACCUGGGCGCCAACAGCAGGCCCAAGUCGGACCCGCAGACGCUGACCAUCUCCUUCACCUUUGGCAACAAGACCAUCCGCGUGCCCGUGCAGGAGAUGGUGCUCGACGUCUUCGCCGACUACGACGGGCCCGUGCCCAUCAAGCUGCCCUUCGACAACGCCUGCCUCUUCGGCAUCCAGUCCCUCGGCGGCUUCUCCGGCCAGUCCAACGGCAUCGCCAGCGCCGACUUCCUGCUGCUCGGCGACACCUUCCUGCGCAGCGCCUACGUCGUCUACGACCUCACCCACCAGCAGAUCGGCCUCGCGCAGGCCAACCUCAACUCGACGGCCUCCAAGAUCGUCGAGCUCAGGGCCGAGGACAAGAGCAUCCCGAGCCUCACGGGCGUGCCCGCGCAGCAGCAGCAGGCCUCGCCCACGGCCUCCAAGACCGCGGGCACCACCACCGACAAGGGCGGCAACGUCGUCACCGUGACCGCCUCCCCUUCGCCCUCGCCGUCCAACGUGGCGGGCCGCUCCGGUCGCGCGCCGGGAAGCGACAGCCUCGUCAUCAUGGCGGCCGCCGGCGCGUUCGCCGUACUGGGCGGGGCGCUGAUGGUGCUGUGA
Molecule: messenger RNA, 1530 nt
Organism: Thyridium curvatum
Lineage: Eukaryota; Fungi; Ascomycota; Sordariomycetes; Thyridiales; Thyridiaceae
Exons: 2
Coding region: 1-1530 (509 amino acids)
Biological process (GO): proteolysis
Molecular function (GO): aspartic-type endopeptidase activity
Source: RefSeq, a predicted model, not a curated record